Molecule: messenger RNA, 606 nt
Organism: Ogataea philodendri
Lineage: Eukaryota; Fungi; Ascomycota; Pichiomycetes; Pichiales; Pichiaceae
Exons: 1
Coding region: 1-606 (201 amino acids)
Biological process (GO): mRNA processing
Source: RefSeq, a predicted model, not a curated record
AUGUUGCCUUCGCAAGCAGAGGUGGCUAGCUUCCCUCAACAGGAAGGGGUGUUUGAUUAUUUGCCGUAUAUCGACCCGGAGCCCUCCAACGACGUGUUGGCCGUUGUUGACGAUUUGAUUCAGGAGGAACUCAUGAAGUUCAACCUGAACCAGUUGCAUCCAAAGCUCGCAAACGACCCAUCAUGCAUUGGAGACGAGGACAGAAGUCUCCCAGUGACCGAGGAUGGAGUGGGCGGUAUCAGUUUGUCCAAUUACAGCAACCUGCUGAACGAACAAAACGAACUGGAUAUCAAGAAGAUGAAGACGGCUUUAUCCUAUUCGCAGCUGCGGUACCGCACCCUUGUUCUCAACACGCAAGAGAACGCACAGGAGACCAACAAGAACAAGUGGAUGGUCCAUCUAGAUAAUUUGAAACAGCAUCAGGACGCAUUAGAAAGAACGAUCGAGCGCAAGAAACGACAAAGGGAACAGGUUAAUGGCGAACGGAAACGUCAGUGCACGCAGUUCGAGCCGCUGAAUGACUAUUUGAAGACCAGGUGGUCGGAGAAGUUGGAGGAGCUGGUGGACAUUGGAGUCGAGGCAGCUCUUCAUGAGGCAGAGAAUUAA